Hymenoscyphus albidus is the source of this 2475-nucleotide messenger RNA. Lineage: Eukaryota; Fungi; Ascomycota; Leotiomycetes; Helotiales; Helotiaceae. The record is from the annotation of a GenBank genome assembly.
ACCUCGACGUCUCCUAUUCAGCCAGCGGUGGACUACUGAUUUUGAGGAAUCGAUUGAAGGAAUUGAACAUUCGAAUUCGACAUCAGUGAACUGCGAUUGAGGUACUGCAUCUUUCAGUGCUCCGCUAUGAAGGAUCUUGGGGCAGAUGUCAAAAGGGUGGGGGCUGUGAGCGGUAGUGAGGAUGGGGUUGCGGGGUCUGAGGUCAACUCGAAUGAGAGGUCUUUUGGGGACGAGGGGAUGGUGGGUCUUGAGGAUGAGAGGGAGGAGAUUGAGAGGAUUGAGAGGGUUUACAGGUGAGUACCGGUUUUUAUGAGCUUUGGUUUUGGUUUUGGUUUGGAUUCUUACGAGGAGGGCUGCUAAUAUGGUGGGGGUAGGAAAAUUGAUAUGAGGAUCAUUCCUGGUAUGGCAUCCCCCGUCCAAUUCUUUUCAAUUUGAUAUGAUUGCUAAUGAAUGAUGAUGUUACAGCAUUCUGGGUUCUCUAUUUCCUUUGCUCGGCGAUUCGAUCAAAUGUCGGUCUCGCUCAAACGAUGAACACAGCACAAGGCCAUUCCCUCGUGCAGAAAUUGCACCUGACACCCAAAGAAACGUCUACGGCGUUGGCUCUCUUCUACGUCGCUUAUGUUAUCUUUGAUUGUCCUUCUAAUCUCCUGAUGACACGGCUCAGUCCUCGAGUCUGGAUGUCGAGAAUUGUCAUCGCAGUUGGGAUCAUUGGCGCCUGUUUUGCUGCUGUCAAGGCGGCUUGGAGUCUCCUGUGAGUCACGUUUUCCCCAAUUGAUUUAGUUGCCUUGAUGGAAUAUGGAACUUGGCCUAACACAUUCUCUCUUUCUUGUUGCUAGUCUACUUCGAUUCUUGCUGGGAGUCGUCAUUGCGGGCAUGUGGCCUGGUAUGGCGUACUAUCUGACUCUUUUCUACCCCCCUUCCCGCACCGGCAAGCGAAUUGGGUAUUACUUCACCGCAGCCCAGGUAUCCGCCGCAGUCACCGGUCUCGUGUCUGCGGGGUUCCAGAAGAUGGAUGGGGUAGGUGGAUUGGUUGGGUUCCAGUGGAUGUUCUUGCUUUACGGACUUUGUGCUAUUGUUCUGGGAUUCAUUUUGUUGUGGUGGUUGCCCGAUCGUCCGUUGCCGCCUGGACAAGCUCGUCCUAAUACCUGGCGUGAGAGAAUUCUGCCUGCUACCCCCCCUGUUCUCACAGGUGACGAUGCGGAGGUCCAUUACAAGGACUUGACGAGGGUUUAUCAUCCCAGACCAUGGACGGUGAAGGACUUGGGGAUGGUCCUGAUUGAUUGGCGACUUUGGCCUUUGACUAUGAUGUAUUUUGGAGUUGUCGGUGUGGGAAUUGGAACGCAACUUUAUGGGACAGUCAUUAUUUCUGGCAUCAACCCAGAUUUCUCAGGUAUCACCUUGAGUUUGUUGUUUGCUCCUAUUUGGGUUGUAAGUCCUCCCCAUUUGUCUUUUUGACACGCAAGAUUUUAACUCUCUCAGAUGGACCUCAUCGCCAUCCUCAUCGUGACACCAAUCUCAGAUCGCUUCCACCAUCACCGCGCCAUCUUCUUCUCGGCUGCAGUCUGUAUUCAAAUUGCUGGUAUCCUGACCACCACUUUCGCCCCUCGAACCCUCCCCUGGGCCCGCUACGGCGGUCUCCUAAUGGUGGGCUUCGGACUCGGUCCAACAGUACCUAUCUGCAUGACCUGGACCAACGAGAUCUUCCAACGACGCCACGGCGAAGUAGGUGUCGCCGCCGCCGCAGCUCUCGUCUCUGGACUGGGUAAUCUGGGAAGUGUCACGACGACAUAUGCCUUGUAUACUGGGUGGCCAGAGGAUGCGAAGCGAGGUCCUAAACAGUACCGCAAGAGCAAUUAUGUUAUGAUUGCCAUCCUGGUCAUGAGUAUCUUGAGUAGUUUCGUCAUGACGUUUCUACUUAAAGUUAUUGGAAACCCUCCUAGUAAGAAGAUUGCUGCGGAGAUGAACGAGACAGGGGAUUUCGCAGAUGGGGCGGCAAGGAGGGAGGGAAGACAAAGGGGAUGUGGAGGGUUGUGGAGGAAGAAGUAGAUUUUCUACUCUCUUCUCAACGCCUUUGCAUCCUUCUCUUUCCUUCUCAUCAUGAGGCGAUGAAGGACAAACACUUCAACACGCGAAAACGACCAGAUUCCAAGAGUGAACAUUCAACAUCUUCCUCACGCCACUCCUUUACACCAGGGACUCACCUUACCGGACGUCUACUUAUCUUCUCUAUCCUUCCUUCCUUCAUCCUUUUUUCCUUCCUCCUUUUUUGAACUCUGAUUACUUUUAGCGACGAUACCCCCAUUCAAGCGUUUCUAUAUGCUUUUCAUCAUCCCCUUCUUUGGGUUUUUACAAGUACACCCGGUAAUUAAAAAUCAAAGGGCGGAUCGGCGACAAUGCUGCGCGCUAUCGCUUGGAGAGGCGUAUACGGAUCUGAGACGGCACCCGGCAACAAUUCUGCUUACGAUAUUGUUGGGA